CUUGUUCUUCUGUGGAGGGAGAAAAGUUUUCACGGAAGGGACUUGACGGACUUUUUGUGACUUUGUUCGGCCAAGCUUAGCGUUGCAUGUUGGAACCAAACACCUAACUGCUCAUUCAUCGCUCCCAGCUCCUUUCGGGCUGAUAAAGUGAAAGAAGUUAUGGCUGACAGCCGGGAAGAGGGGAAAGAAGACCAGGAGCCUCAGGGCGCCGUGGGUGGGGAAGAUGUCAUUGAUGAUCCCAUCCUGGAGCAAGGCGCAGUGGUACUCAGAGCGUAUGUGAUUGAACGUAUAAACGCGGAGGAGCCAAGUCGCCACGUCUCCUCGGAGCAUCUCGGAGGAAGACCCAACGAACAACAGGACCCUCAUGUCAAAGAGGUGGUGCAGCAGCUGCUGAAGAUCGCAGAUGAGAUGAACAGGAACACUGAGCUCCAACGACUGAUCAACCAGGUACAGGCCAACUGUGCUCAGGACAUCUUCAUGAAGGUGGCCCGGAACAUCUUUGCUGACGGCAUCAACUGGGGGCGAGUGGUGGCUCUCUUCCAUCUGGCCUACAGACUCAUACACAAGGCCCUGACCACCAACCAUCUAGAGAACAUCAGAACAAUCAUCGGCUGGGUCUUGCAGGUGAUCAGAGAGCAGCUCUACUCGUGGCUGGUGCAGCAGGGAGGCUGGGAGGGGGUGAUCCGUGGUUUUUCUCAGUGGAGGACAGUAGCCAUAGUAGCAUCAGUAGCAUUGGUAGCAGCUAUUGUUUAUUACAGGAAGACGCGCUGAGAGCUAAACACCUCACCACCAGGGCUGCAGUCCCAUCUCCUGGAUAAAUGCAGCAUGUUAAUAAAGACAAUCUCUGGACAUUAUUUACAACGACUCCAUCUCAUCAACCAGCGGAAGUCAAGUACUGGACUUAGAGGGGGGAGGGGGGAUUCUCUCUUCACAGGAUUCCCUGGAACAAAAAAUAAUUGGGAUGCUCUCAGCAGUGGCUUUCAGGAGAUGGAGUAACAAACAUGGGACGUAUGUAUAGAGGUCCUGAAACAGAAAAGAGGACCAGACUCCACCUGAACCAGGUCUCAGGUCCACAUCUGCUAUUUAAACUGGACCUGAGAGGGUAUACCAAUAUUGGAAAAAGGAAACGACAUAUGGUGCAUCAUAAGUCAGCCAAUCAAAAUUCAUCACUGAUUUCUGUAGCUUUAUCAUGUCAGCCUGUGCUGGAAAUGUUAAUGUGUUUCAGCCCAGAGGCUACGCAUUUGGCAUGUGGUAGCACAGAAAGAGCUGUGGUCAUCUCCAUCCACCUGUCUCAGGGCCCUCGCACCGUGUCAUGACAUUGUAAAUGUUAUCAGUGAGGCAAAGUCCAGUGUCUUUGGGAGGGGAAAGGUCUACUGCCAACAAAACACGGCUUUAAGUGUCCUGAAUAUGUGACUGAAUUCAAACUGCUCGUUAUGAUUUCUAAAUAGCUUGGACAUUUCUUACCAAAAUGAUUCUUCAGAGUUCUUGACUUACCUCCUAAAGUUUUAAUAUACCUAUUUAUAUAUACAAACUCAAACAUUUCCCUACUGAGUUGCCUAAAGUGUAUACUGAUAAUUCAACCAAAGAGUUUGAUGUCAAUCAUUUAUCUAUAUAAUGUUGUCUAUGCAGGAAACUAAUGGGACUCUUAACACUGGGGCAAAGUCCUCCCACCACACUGCUGUAAAGGUGUGAGAGUUACAGGGAGAGAUACUUUAUGCUGGUGCUUUCAUAUAGAGUCCAUCCAUUAGCUCAGGACCUGUGGUCAGCUGACCAUCACUGGACUGUGAACACUAGUUCGAGUAUCUAACCCCCAGUUUCCACCGGGUCCGUCUGCGCCGCGCUGCGCCGCGUUACGGCUCAGACGCGUCCCAGAAGCGUCCCGGCGCAGCGCUUCUCUAAAAUUAGGAUGAAUCCUAUUUUUGCCGUGCCGCAGCCGUAACGUAAGGUCGGGCAGGCAGCCCCCCCUCGCAGGAAGUGGAAAGGAGAGCAUCCGGGCCAGGCCCAUCCCCCACAUAUACUAAUUUAGCAGAUCCCCCUCCUCCUUCAUCACAACACCUCCACUACGACACGCACAAUGGACGAUGAGGUUUUCAUCAUGGAAGUGGACUUACAAUUAUUAUUAACUGUGUCUGUCUGUAGACUACAACACAACAAAAUAGGAAAUUUAUAACAAUAAUAAACACAAUUUAAACAGACACAAAAUAAAACAUUUAACUACUAGCCUACUUACUUUCUUGUAGAAAUACAAAUGUUCAGGAUGCCCGAAUCAAUAACAAAACUGCGAGCCUGCACGCACGACGCUAUGCUUCUGAAACACUUCUGGGACGCGUCCGGUGGGUUAUGGCGCUAGAGGAGGUCGGACCAAAACCGCGGCGCAGACGGACCCAGUGGAAACUGGGGGUAAGAAUGACGCGAGGACUUUAUAAAAACGCCUUGACGUAGCAUCUACAAACAGAAUGAUCUGCACCCGCAGUGUGAAGCUCAAAACGAGGUGCAGGGAGGAUUGUUGUAGGCCGACCGAGAAGUUAGCAUCGCACGGCAGAAAAUAGUCUCUGUGGCAAACAGAUGUUUAUGAUACUUCCCUUUUGUUCAGCAGGAUAAUCUCCGAACAUAAACACCACUUUUAUCUUUUUUUAAGUUGAAAUGCAAUUGCCAGAUGUAAAAAGAUGACAUUAUGCUAUAAAUGACUACAUCACACUGAGUGCAUCAUGUCAACACCGCUUAGCUAAAGGUGCCUAAUGUUCUUCGUGAUGACGUUUAGCAGUCUCAUGUAGCUAUUUCUUAGCAACCACCGAUUUUACGAUUCAUAAAAUCUUCUGACAUUUAUCAGUGGGGUAUUUACGGUUUCAGUGACAUUGGGACACUUCCACUAUCUUUCUGUUGCCCCUGUGAAUGCAACAGGACCAACAUCUGUAAUAAAAAGGGAGACUACGGACCAGACUAUUAUAGUACAAAAAACAUUCUCCACAGCUCUAUAGAAAACCUCCUAUAUAGGUUCAUUAUUCAAACUAAUGCUUUUUGGUUAUUGCGAUGUGUCAGAUGAUGUGAUGGAUGGUUUCCAUGGGAACAGUUGGUAGCCUAUAGCAGAGCCAGAUGCUGUUAUCUGGUGCCAUGAGAUCUUUUGUCAGGGAUUUUUGCUACCAAACUGAUCCUGCACUUUGAGAGGGAUAUCAACUAUUUAUCUGCUGUUCUAAGGUGUUUGUAAUGUGACCCGAUGAAUAUUUUAUUGUUAGAAACAAUAAUCUCAUUGGAUUCCAUUUCUGUGAAUGAAUUAAAAACGUGUUUUACCACUGCU
This is a messenger RNA of Gymnodraco acuticeps, 3295 nucleotides long. RefSeq lists its product as uncharacterized. Gene Ontology annotation, cellular component: mitochondrial outer membrane. Gene Ontology annotation, molecular function: protein homodimerization activity; protein heterodimerization activity; channel activity. The coding region runs from base 160 to 771 and encodes 203 amino acids. The record is from RefSeq and is a predicted model, not a curated record. Gene Ontology annotation, biological process: release of cytochrome c from mitochondria; intrinsic apoptotic signaling pathway in response to DNA damage; positive regulation of apoptotic process. The transcript is spliced from 6 exons. NCBI's taxonomy places the organism in Eukaryota, Metazoa, Chordata, Actinopteri, Perciformes, Bathydraconidae.